Messenger RNA from Sitodiplosis mosellana (orange wheat blossom midge), 774 nucleotides. RefSeq lists its product as uncharacterized. The coding region runs from base 155 to 502 and encodes 115 amino acids. The transcript is spliced from 4 exons. Lineage: Eukaryota; Metazoa; Arthropoda; Insecta; Diptera; Cecidomyiidae. The record is from RefSeq and is a predicted model, not a curated record.
UCGUAUUGCUUAUGAUAUGGCAUAAUGUUUUGUAAUUCGUUGAGAUUCAGCUCAGUAACUAAACAGUUCAAGACUUGACUAGAUCUUCGCUUAGUGUUUUGCAGAUCACGAAAACUUCCACACAUUUUACGGCAGUGAAGUAAAAACCACUAAAAUGGCAAAAUUUAUGUUCCUGUUGGCAUUGGCGGUAGUAUUUAUCGCAACGAUCGAAGCAAUAAACUUCGGUGAAUGUCCAUUAUCAUCGCAAAUGGCGUCAUGUACGCCAAAGUGUAUACAGGAUAGUGAAUGUUCGACUAUGGGUGGCAUUUGUUGCCCGAAUUUGUGUAACACAAAAUCGUGUGUUCGCCCAAAAGCCGGUUCACAAGGAUCCAGCAGUGGCGGUUACAAAGGAUCGGCCACUAAAACUGCUACCGGUGUAUACUGUGGCAACGUUAAAUGCAGCGCAUAUGAAAAAUGCGAUCUGGACAAGUCUACCAAGCGCCAGAAAUGCGUACGAACAUAAGGAACAAAACUGGAUCAACGAUGUGAUAUUCAUUCCAUUUAAUAGCACAAUUUAUAUUCAACAACAACAAUAACAAGCGUCGAAAUUGCGACUUUUUCAACACGAAGUGAAGCCAUCAAAAUAAUCGGUUUAAUUGGUCAACUUCAGAAUAAUUUACAACUACUCGAAAAUAAAAGUGUUUUGUUUCCUGUUCUUUUUUUGUGUGUCUUGCAUCAAAUUUGGUUUAAUUGAAUUAUUGAAUAAAUACGUAUAUUUUGGAUCACAUGCUCAAA